UUGCACCGUGCGCGGCGACUGUGGCAAUUUUAAGAGGUAAGAUAUUAAUUGCUUCUUAUGUUCUUGAUGUCGUGAUAGGCUCUAUACAAUUUCUGUGUGCAUGUUUGGUGAACUUUGUCAUGGAUCAAUUUUCGAUCUGUUGCGGCGUCUUUCUGUGCUCUAAAAUGUAACAUGAACAAUAACAACAGAUUUCAUGACCUUAUUUGGGUUCAAAUAAUAAAUAACGCGAUUGAGUGCUUACCAUUAAGUCAAAAGGAAGGAGUAACACCUAAGUCGUCCGAUGUUAUGACUAAGCUGAGAUGGUGAAAAGUUAGUCCCUGGAAAUUUGUCAUUCCGAGUGAGUUGCGCUAAUGCUACCUUUUUUCAUAUUAUAGAGUUUUUUAUUCGUUAUUAAUGUUUCUAUUAACAUAAUUAUUUGAUUUGAAGAAUAGUUUGGUUUAGAUGCCACGUGCCUGUUAACGGCUAUCAGUUUGAGAACCAUAGUAACAAAAAAUAAUAAAGAUGUAUAUUUUGCUUGUCGUGUGACUGCUUCCAUUUUUGAAUUGCACGCAAAAAAUAAUUUCUAUUACUGAUUACCCUAAAGAUUAUUUAAAAAAAAAAAAAAUUGCAAAUACACUUUGUGCGUAAUAUCUUCUUUUCUUUUCCGAAAAUGAACUCGUCUCAAUUUAAUCAUGGUGCAAUAAAUUUUCAGUUUAAAUGUGGUAGUGAUAUCAGAUUAUUAAUAUAGUUCAUUGGCGUAUAAUAAAAUGUGUGCCUUGGAAGGGGGGGGAGGGGGUUGGGUUAGCAAUAUUUGGGAUUCCUAAAUGUGCGGUACUGGAGUUCAUAUUUUUUCAAGUAACUUUAGUAGAUGGGAAGUUCACGCAUUGCUGUCGCCAAUGUUUUGCGGGCUACAACUAGUAUUAAAUAUUAAUUAUAUGUUUUUUUUAAUGAACUUCAUUUAGUAAAAUGGUAAAUAAUUUUUUUUAAAGAUAAUAACCAGCACAACAAUUGCGGAGGCAAUGAGUGAACUCCCUGUCUACUGAAGUUAUUUGAAAAAAACAUGAAUUCUUAAAAAUUAAAUUCAUUCUCUUUUUGUGGUCAAUGUAACGUUCUUGUAUGACACCGGGGGAGUCCUGUGUAGGCGUGCCGCCUCUGCAGGGCAUCGGCCGUAGAUCAGGCUUUCUGUGUAGAUGUCUGGGGUGUUUUCAAAACUUCAUAUCAUUAUUAUCCGGCACAGGGUUAGAAAGUGCUCUACCAUCCCCGGUCCCUAUCCGCAAUGACUGCAGCUGGGGUCCCGAAGAGUAUGCAACCUGUUGAAUAGAUUCAUUUAGUAAAGCACUUCCCCUGUCUGCAAAGGCAGAGCUCCGCUAGUGGUAUCCGAAAAGGUUUUUGCCAAGGCAGAGCUCCGCUAGUGGUAUCCGGAAAGGUUUUUGCCAAGGCAGAGCUCCGCUAGUGGUAUCCGAAAAGGUUUUUGCCAAGGCAGAGCUCCGCUAGUGGUAUCCGAAAAGGUUUUUGCCAAGGCAGAGCUCCGCUAGUGGUAUCCGAAAAGGUUUUUGCCAAGGCAGAGCUCCGCUAGUGGUAUCCGUCCGAAAAGGUUUUUGCCAAGGCAGAGCUCCGCUAGUGGUAUCCGAAAAGGUUUUUGCCAAGGCAGAGCUCCGCUAGUGGUAUCCGAAAAGGUUUUUGCCAAGGCAGAGCUCCGCUAGUGGUAUCCGGAAAGGUUUUUGCCAAGGCAGAGCUCCGCUAGUGGUAUCCGAAAAGGUUUUUGCCAAGGCAGAGCUCCGCUAGUGGUAUCCGAAAAGGUUUUUGCCAAGGCAGAGCUCCGCUAGUGGUAUCCGAAAAGUUGUUUGCCUCGUCGCGUUGACGAAAGCCGGAUCAACAAUAAACUCCGGAAGGCUGGAAGAAGAACCCAACGAAUGGGAUCCCACCAAGAGGUUUUCAUGGCAUUUCUACAAUGGCCGAGCUGCUAACGGCCCUCACUAAGUGCAAAACAGGAAAAGUUCGAGGCAAAGACAGAGUCUGUAAUGAAAACACUCUAGCAUCUGGGCAAAACAGAAAAAAACUACACUUUUAUACCUGUAGCGUACGACGUAUUCAACGUGAGAAAGAACUUGAAGAAAUUAUCAAUCCAGUAGAACAUAGGAGUUGACACCCGUAACGUACUCGCCUGGGCCAUAAAAGAGUAGUAGGAGGGUCCCAAAAUGUUAAUGGAAAUUUGAGUAAAACAUUUCCCAAACAUUGAUUUUCGUGAACCGUUAACUGUUUUUCUCUUCUUUCGUUAACCCGGCAUUUCGGAAACGCUGGUUUAGGACAUCGUUCGGUUUUCAUCUCGGUGAUGAUGGUCUGGCGCUCGCGUUUAUUGACCACCAUUGCUCCCCCUUUCCUUUUCGGGUGGUGUGGCAGGUUCCGGUAAAGUUUACGGACCGUGUCCCCUUUUGCCAAGUUUAAAAAAAACAAAAAAAACAAGGUCUCCAGAAAGAGGUCCUUUAGCCAUGCAUUGGAGCCCCAACUGGGUCAUCGGUCGUGUCGCCUGAAUAAUGGCAGGAGCAAAACACGCAUUCAAGUAGCAAACUUCAUAGGAAUCCAAAUUAAUUCUAGCUUCUGGGAUUUUUUAUUUGCACGCCCGUUAAAAGUACGUUACAGCUAUACAUACAAACCUAGAGAAUUAUUGUUUGUGAUCGUGAAAAUUAUUAAUAGUUUAUAUGUUUACUUCACUUUAUAUAUUUUAUUCAAAGAUGGCGACCAGUGACCUACAGUCAUACCGUAUACUCCUGGUGGGUAAAACGGGAAGUGGUAAGAGUUCCACGGGGAACUCCAUCCUUGAUAAAAAUGUGUUUGAAUCAAGAAAACCCCAUGACUCGUCUGAUGGAGACGUCAUCGCAUGCCAUUCUUCUGUUGUGGAUGGAAGAUAUGUGUUUGUUGUAGAUGGAACUGGCAUAGGUGGCACCUGCGUGGAUCUAAAUGGCGCUGUAAAAUCAUUAUUACAAUUAUUUGAUUCGACAAUAAAGCAUGAAAUGUCGCUUUUUAACGCCAUUGUAUUGGUCCACUUCAUUCACGAAAGGUCCCAGGUAACCAUGAAAAACUCUGUUCUUGAAAUAAAAUCAAUAUUUGGACGGUAUGCCUUAAAAAAAUGGGGUAUUAUAAUAGUGACCUUUGGUGAUUUAUUUGACGUCAAUAACCUCGAUGAGAAUAUCCAUUCAUUUGAAGAUUGGUGUCAACAACAAACUGGAUAUUUCCAGAUUUUACUUGAGGAAUGUAACAACAGAUGUGUCCUGUUUGACAACAGAACAACGGACAAAAUCAAACAGAUGGAACAAAGGAACAAACUCAUGUCAGUUGUGGACAACAUAACUUCCAAGAACUACACUAGAAAUGACUUUGACAGCCCUACUUGUAAACUUUCUAGACAACAGCUGAUACUUAUUGAGGAAGUCAAUCGUAAUUUGGAAUCAUUUGAUGAUAAUGUGAUCAAUCAGCAUGGCAUUAACAAACAGGAUCUUAAUAUCUUGUUAACAAAACUCCUCCAACAUAAACAACGUUUAGCCAAACAGAUGCCUCAAAAUAAGUUCACGGAUCAGCUUGUGAAGCAAGUCACAGAAGCUCUAAACAUGCUACAAAUAAAAAUAGGAAAUAUUUUUGAGGAAGACAAACAAAAACCAAUGACACAUUCGGAAUGCUCUGACACGUUUUCUUUUAAAUCUGAAGAACCUACCAACUCCCUGUAUAAACACCCUUUUUCACCACUUGAAGAUGAAUUACCAGCUACAAAACUAAGAACAUCCGCUUGGGUGGGGAUUCAAGGUGAUAAACAUUCCAUUGCCAAAGGUGCACGUGAAAGACAAGAAAUUAAAAAUCAAAAUGGUAAGUGAAGCCUAACAAUCUGCUCAUCUGUAUUUAGUGAAACAUCUUCUUGAAAAAUACAAAUAUUAUAAAUGUAAAAAUUAAAUCAUUGAAUUGGUGAAUGUAAAAAAAGAAAUUGUACCUUAAACUACUUUUUUUUUAGAGAUUAAAAAAAAUAUUUACAUAUAAAUGUCUAUUUCUGAAAUGGGCUAUACUCAUGUUAAAUAUUUUGCGCAAAUGUGUUAAACAAAAAAAGGAAAUGUAUAGCACAAAUUAGUAAUUGGAGAAAAACAAAGAUAAAAGAAUAAUUUAAUUGUACAUACCUUAUGUCUAUUUGAAGAAUUUUUGUUUCAGUUCAUAGUUAAAUAUUAACAAAUAAGUUUUAGGUUGUGCCUAUCAAAUAUUAUUAACGUUAUCAAAUCUACUAGUAUCAAUUUGAGGAAUCCGAAUUUAGAAACCAUACCCCGAUGAUACACUGUGUAAAAGAUAAGAUUUUAUGUUGCAAAAUACUCUAUUUUGUGACUUGGCUUAAUGUUUAUAAAUUUACAAGAAUAAGUAAAUAUUACAAUGCAUCAAAAUAAGUUUUUUUAUGUAAAUAAAAUGUAGCUCAAAUGAGAAAUUACGGUUUUGCAAACAAUAAUUAUGCUCCUGUGAAGGAAAUGUCAAUUUUGGCAUGCUAAAAAUAAAAAUAGGAGAUAGCUUUCAGGAAGGCGAGUAAACAAUAAGGACUCAAUGGGAAAUGUCUGACUCUUUUCUUUGUUUAAAUCCGUAGAACCUGAAAACUCCCAAUUUAAACACCCCUUUUCACCGCCUGAGGAUGAACUACCAACUACACAAGUAACAACUUCCGCUUCGAUGAUUCAGGGUGAUAAACAAUCCAUUGCCAAAGGUGAACAUGGAAGACCAGCAUCAAAAAUUAAAAAUGGUAAGUCAACCCUCACAAUGUGCUCAUCUUUUUAUCUAGUGAAACCUCUUGCAGAUAAAUCGUUAAUUAAAAUAACUUAAAACGUGAAUUUCGGAAAUUAGUGUCACUUUUAAAAAAUUCAUCUACCUUAAAAUACUUUAAGAUAGAGUUUAAAAAAAAAAAGAAUAGGUACAAUUUUUCUAAUAUUAUUUUCAGAGUUUUCUGAGAAGCGCUUUGGUCCACUGUCCUACAGCGUCCUCCUGGUGGGGAUGAAAGGAGACGGUAAAAGUUCCACCGGAAACUCCAUCCUAGGCAGACGUGUAUUUGACCCAAUUGGCCGCGAUAAUCAUCAGCCUCACCAGAUUAAACACGGGGAGGCGGAGUUCGGGGGAAAACGAAUUCACGUCUUUGAUGGCAUUGACAUAGAUGACUCUGAAGAUGAUCUCAAAGUCAGUGAAGCGGAUCUAACAGCAUCUUUGAAUUCAACGAUUUGGCGUUCCGGACCGGAAUUCAACGCCAUCAUUCUCGUCCUGAAGUUCGGUGUGCGAUUCACAAAGCAAUACAUGACAUCAGUUGAACAUAUCAAGGGGUGGCUUGGCGAUGAUGUUUUUAGGAAGUGGGGGGUCAUCGUGAUGACGUAUGGAGACAACUUCGAAAAGGAUCAACAAGGAAAUAGAACAUUUGAGGAUUGGUGCAAGGCGCAAACGGGAGAUUUCAAAUCUCUCUACGAGGAAUGCAACGGCAGGUGCGUGCUGUUUAACAACAGGAGAAUGGACGGUCAAGAGCAACGGGAGAGACUUAUGAAAGCUGUGGAUGAGAUCACUUCAGCGGAUGAUUAUACGCUGUACAAAAAAAAUGUAUUUUUUGAAAGAUGACGGUCUCCGAAUAUUCUAAAAACAAAUGGAGAAGCAGAAACUGCUGGUCAUAAUUCAAGCAACUGUCAUGACGUCAACGUUCCUCAACCAUCAGAACCAGAGUUUCUUUCAGGCAUCUCUCCGGGGGCACCCCCCCUCCCGGGAAAGUCAAGUGCCCCCCUGGAGCAAAAUGUGUACUACAAUAUAACGAUUAUAUAUAUAUAUAUAUUUAAAAAAAAAAAAUUAAAAACAACUAAAUCGUGAUUAAAAAGGAUAGUAUAUGGCACAUUGAAACGAUUUCAAUUGGUGGAAUCUAUGAAAUAUUGUUCGAUGAUCCGUAUAUAUAAAGCUCAUAUGUUAAAGGCUUACAGUGUUCCAUUAUACUAUCAUAAUGGCCGCUCUUGAUUAUAAGCCGAAGGCUUUCUUUACGCUGUUAUCGGUAUAAUUAUUCAUUUAUUUUUUUUGCAACUUCAGAAAUGAAUGACUUUAAUAACACUAUAUUAAAUUACUUUUACAUCAAUAUUUCUACAAUUCUAAUACUAGCUCUUAAGUCAACCAAAACUUGCCUAUGACUCAUCUGUGGGUCAAGGCCUUGCUAAAAGCCUUGCUUCGCGAAGAGUGGUUCAGCGUUUGUACAUUAGGUAAUAUGGCUCGAAAAUCUACCGAAAGUAAUCGAUCCCUUGUGGAGACUGACACGAAGUGAACAAAGCCUCAUUUAACAACUGACGACCAAGCAAAGCCUAAUUUUGCAAAUGAAGGCCACACAAAACUUCAUUUAGCAAAUGGGUAUUGAAAAAAGGAUCCAUGAGAAGGUACCUGCAUAGACGAUUGUCUUAUGGACCUUAACUUCCGAAUCUGUGGACUGGUCACUGAAUAGUAAAGCACAUAAUCGAAGUGCCUCGAACAGGUUGGUAGAUUGUAACGGUUCAGACCCCCCCCCCCCUCCAAACAGAAGCAUGUGUUAAUUGACACAUUCACGGUGGAGCCAGCCUGAUCAGACUAACCUGUGAUAUGCUAACCCAGGUUAUAGAAGCCUAGGCUCAACCCUAUAAGAAAGUGAAUAAUAGUUAGCAGUUAAUAAAUAUUAAAAUUGUCUUACUUUUGUUUUUAUUAACGAUAAGAUAGUACUAAAUUAUAUAUAUUUGAUCGGUUUGAAAGAAGGGGGCGGUACACCGAAAUGGCGCUUAUCCAUCAAAAAGACUUUUUAAAAAAAUAAAUAUUUAAAUGUGGGC
Messenger RNA from Lymnaea stagnalis (great pond snail), 6806 nucleotides. Lineage: Eukaryota; Metazoa; Mollusca; Gastropoda; Lymnaeidae. The record is from the annotation of a GenBank genome assembly.